CGACCGAACUCUCUCGAAGUGUAGUGACUGCUGGGGACAGCUGUGGCAAUGUGUUCAGGGACUGUAAAGAGCCCAGGAUAAUGUGAGAGCUCGGGCUGUACUCACGAAAGUCGCGUAUACUCCCUCGCCUCCUCCGUGGAGCUCCUGGGAUGGUCGGCGCCUGGAGCGCGGGAGGUUUGAAGCGCUGGGUGAGGCGCGCAUCUAUCAGGCCGCCUCUUGUCUACGUCGCGCCAUGGACUCUGAGCUGGCGGAGGUCCGCGCCCUGGAAGCCGAGAUUGCGGUCUUGAGGCCGGCGUGCGAGGAGCCGCCGGCGCCCGGGGGAGACGCCGCCAGUGUCCGAAAAUCAUUUCCAGAAAUAUACCAAUCAGAUUCUGAAGGAUGGGAGUCUUCAAAAGACCUGAGAAGUAAUCUUGGACAUUUAGAAUCAGAACUUCUAUUUCUAAGUACGCUUACUGGCAUCAGUAUAAGAAAUUACUCCAAGAAGACAGAGACCCUAACAAGCCCUGAGAUGGCAGAAAAGAGUAUAAAGAAAGUUCUACAGAGACACAGAUUAUCAGGAACUUGCCACAUGAUUUCAUUUCAACUUGAAUUUCAAAUUCUGGAAGUCCAGAAUAAGGAGAAUUUAUCUUCUGUUAUUACUGACCUCAACAUAAUAAUGGAGCCCACCACCACAUAUUCAGAAUUAAGUGAAUUUGUAUCUAGAGCAGAAGAAAGAAGAGAUCUGUUUAUGUUUUUCCGAAGCCUACACUUUUUUGUGGAGUGGUGUGAAUAUCGGAAGCGCACAUUUAAACAUUUCAAGGAGAAGUACCCAGAGGCUGUGCGCCUCCCGGAGGGGGCCUCUGCCAGCUACAUGCGUGUCCAGAGCACCAGCCAGCCCGGGUUUGAACUAGUGAUCGUGUGGAGGAUACAGACAGAUGAAGAAGGGAAGGUUGUGCCGAAGCUGGAUCUUCUCACCAAAGUGCCACGUCAAGCCCUGGAGCUGGACAAGAAGGGAGUUGUAGAAACUGCUGCUGUCGGCUUCCGAGCCCUGCUGAGCGUGCUGGGCAUUGAGGCCGCUCUGGAGAGCCUGCUGAGCGUGCUCUGCAUGGAGCACGGCGGCCAGUCCCCACAGUGAGCCGCGCACUGACUGGCAAUGCUUGCUGUCUCCUGCUUAGAAGACACACCUUUAGAACAUGUUGUCUGUGCAGUUGCCAAAUUAUAACUAAACUGUUGGGACAUGAAAAAUAAAUACAGCUAUUUAAAUGCAAAAU
This is a messenger RNA of Rhinolophus ferrumequinum (greater horseshoe bat), 1250 nucleotides long. RefSeq names its product centromere protein P (gene CENPP). The transcript is spliced from 8 exons. Gene Ontology annotation, biological process: CENP-A containing chromatin assembly. The coding region runs from base 233 to 1114 and encodes 293 amino acids. The record is from RefSeq and is a predicted model, not a curated record. Gene Ontology annotation, cellular component: chromosome, centromeric region; nucleus. Lineage: Eukaryota; Metazoa; Chordata; Mammalia; Chiroptera; Rhinolophidae.